Molecule: messenger RNA, 1395 nt
Organism: Miscanthus lutarioriparius
Lineage: Eukaryota; Viridiplantae; Streptophyta; Magnoliopsida; Poales; Poaceae
Source: the annotation of a GenBank genome assembly
AUGGCCAUCAUCCCCCAAGCUACAGUUUUGUGCCUCGAUCAUCGCAUCCUCGUCGUACACCCGCCGGUGAUGCCGCUAAGCUUUCCGGAUGCUAUGGCAUUUCGGUUUGUUGAUCCUCAACCCUUCAUUCCUCAUGGAGCUCAGCGUGUCAUGGUGCCUGAGGGAUUGGACCCAACUUCUGAUGGUUGGACUGUUCAGUGUGAGAUCUUUCAAGCUACACUCAUUGGUGGGCUGCCCCAAGAUGAAGACUUUCAGCCUGGGCCUGAUGAUGAUGACGUCCAACCAGGCCACUUCUCUUAUUUUGGAUAUGGACAGCCAGGUCAUGGGCCUCCAGUGCCCCCACCACCACCUCAGCCUUUUAACCCUUUUGCUGCUCUAGAACCCAACCAGCAAGACCAGGAGGCUCUCGGUUGGGAUAUGUGGCCCAAUCAAGUUGCUGCUGCUGAAAAUGCUAUUUGGCCCAAUCAACUCAAUGCUGAGGUCAAUGAAAAUGUUGCUCAAGUUGAUCACCAAUUACCUGCAUUUCAAGAGGAGCAGGAACCUGAAGAGGUGAUCAAUGAUCCAGCCAACCCUGAGGAUCACAUUCAACCUGUUCAGGAAGAAUUUGAGUUAUCAAACUCUGGAGUUCUAGCUAUGGAUGAUGACACUGAUGCUUCUGAUGAAGUUCAGAUAGUGCCACUCCCAGAUUUCAACAAUCUCCAACCUCUCAUUCCAGAUGAGAUACCAUUUGAGGAUCUGCUUGGUUUUGUGAAUGCUCCCCUCAAUGAGCAAGAAAAUUUUGAACAGCUACAUGUGGGUUUGGUCCAGAUGCCUGACAUUUAUGUGGAUCCUCACUUUUAUGAAAGAUUUCAGUCAGCUCCUCUUCCAAAGCCUUCUUCUGAAGCCUUCAGACUCUGGAGCCCAACUUUCAGCUGUGCCAAAGAAUUCCUUCAGUCAGAUGCCUGGGAUUUCUUUUCCAAUAAUCAGCAGGAGGAUCUGGAUGAUUUGGACUAUGAACAAGUUGCUGCUCCCACACCUGCUACACCUGCAAAGAAACAGAAGCUCAGUAAACAAAAGCAGCCCAUUCUUUCUGAAGCUGAUCUUAGAAGGAGUGUGAGGCUCAAGAAAGUUCAUAAGGGCUUCAAGUCAUCUGCCUGUAAAGACAAGAACUGUGUAGUUUGCUCUUCUACUCCACCAGCCAUUUCUCCCUCCAUCAUCAAAGAUCUGGGAACCUCCUUCUGUGAUAUUAAUCCUGAUGACCUCACUGAAGUGAAGCUGAGCAAGCAGCCUAAAGGAAAAGCUACUAAGAAGACCAUCAAGAGGAAAGCUAGUGGCCCUUGUUCCAGUAAGGGAAGUGGCCCUUUUUCUAGCAAGGGUAGUGGCCCCACCUCUCGUAAGGGCACAGCUCCACAAUAG